ACCUCCUCUACUUCCUCUACUACCAAAUGUCUACAACACUCAAAGCACUCUCUAAGAAAAGAGCUGCCAGUGACGACGAAGCUGAUGCUCCAGCUACAAAAAAAACAGUACAAAACAAGCAGCGCGUCCUCGUACUCUCUAGUAGGGGUGUAACAGAGCGUUACAGACAUCUUAUGAGUGAUUUGCAAGCCUUACUCCCUCACACAAAGAAAGACUCAAAGAUCAGCUCAAAGACGUCACUAGCAACACUCAAUGAGCUCGCCGAUCUCGCCAGCUGCAACAACAUCAUGUUCUUCGAGACAAAGCAUCACGCCCAGAUUACUGAUUUAUACUUAUGGCUCGCGAAAGCACCUAACGGACCAUCAGUUAAAUUUCACUUACAGAAUUUACACACAAUGGACGAGCUUAAAAUGACUGGAAACUGUCUUAAAGGAUCAAGAGGUAUACUCAGCUUUGGUGAGGAAUUUGAUAGUGAGCCUUGGUUACAACUUUUGAAAGAACUUUUUACCCACACUUUCGGUGUACCACGCACUUCACGUCGUGUUAAACCAUUCUUUGAUCACGUUUUGUCCUUCUCUUACCUCGAUGGUAAGAUAUGGUUCAGAUCACAUCAGAUCGUUGAAAAAGAUGCGACUACCAUCAAGGCAGAGUUAGGUAACAAGAACAAAUCACCUGCUACAACAUUGGUCGAAAUUGGUCCUAGAUUCGUCCUUACCCCAAUCCGUAUAUUCGAAGGUUCGUUCGGUGGCCCAACUGUGUUCUCUAAUCCAGAAUUCUUACCACCAACCAAACUCCGUAAGAUGGAGAGAGAGAAGAAGGCUGAGAAGUACUCUAAUAGGAAAGACACACAAUCUGAAUCAAAGCAACGCAAGAAGGAUAUCUCAAAUCUCGAUAAGGGCUUAGCCGGUGAACUCGAAAGAUCAAAGGUCUUUGCAUAACUUAAUAAAUUAUUUUUAAUAG
Messenger RNA from Wallemia mellicola CBS 633.66, 960 nucleotides. RefSeq names its product Brix-domain-containing protein. The transcript has 5 exons. Gene Ontology annotation, molecular function: rRNA binding. The record is from RefSeq and is a predicted model, not a curated record. Gene Ontology annotation, biological process: ribosomal large subunit assembly; rRNA processing. Lineage: Eukaryota; Fungi; Basidiomycota; Wallemiomycetes; Wallemiales; Wallemiaceae. Bases 27 to 938 code for a protein of 303 amino acids. Gene Ontology annotation, cellular component: nucleolus.